Paramuricea clavata is the source of this 477-nucleotide messenger RNA. NCBI's taxonomy places the organism in Eukaryota, Metazoa, Cnidaria, Anthozoa, Malacalcyonacea, Plexauridae. The record is from the annotation of a GenBank genome assembly.
GAACAGGUAUGUGCAAAGCUGGUUUCGCCGGCGACGAUGCACCCAGAGUUAUUUUCCCCUCCGUCGUCGGUCGUCCUCGCCAUGAAGGUGUGAUGGUUGGUACAGGACAGAAGGAUUCGUAUGUUGGCGACGAAGCUCAAAGUAAAAGAAGUAUCCUUACCUUGAAACACCCCAUCGAACACGGCAUCGUCACAAACUGGGAUGAUAUGGAAAAGGUAAGUUUUUGUGCUUUGUUUCAUUUUCUUGAUUUUGCUUCGACUUGUGGGUUAACGCCCAUUCUUCUAUUUGUUUCAGAUCUGGCAUCACACAUUUUACAAGGAACUUCGAAUAGCACCAGAAGAACGACCCGUCCUCCUUACUGAAGCUCCCAAAAACCCAAAACACAACCGAGAAAAAAUGACACAGGUAAAAAGUACACGAUUAAUAAUAGCCAUAUUUGUACUUUAAAAGAUUGACGAUAAAUUCCCUGGGAAUUAA